GUCGCCUUUCUUCGUUCCUAUUCUGGGACCCUCUCUCCCCUCCCAUUCCCCCCUCCCCACAGUCGAGCCCGCAGCCUUUUUGGGCCGAGACGCGCCUCUCAGGCACUUCCCGCCGCAUGUCCGCACCGGCAGCUCGGCGGCUUAGUGAGGCGGCCGGGCGGUUGCCGCUUCGGCUGGCCUGCAUGGAUUCUUGCCGCGUGAGGAGGAGUCGAAGCCGCACGCCUCCCUUCUGCAGGGACGCCGUGCUGCAGGAGGCAUCCAGGACCAUCUCCGAGUUCUCCCCGGAGGCUGUCGCGGUGGCUGCUCGAGCUGUCCGGCGAGGAGGUGCCGUCCGCCCAGGACUCCCCGCUGGGCUCAGGGGAGGCGGGGGCCGCACAGCAGGGGGCGACGCCCCCGCGCGGGCGGAGGACGCUGCGCGAGGCGGAAACCGGCUCCCCCCGACCGCCGCAGCGCAGGCUGCAGCAGCGCCGCUCGGCGGAGGACGGGUCGACGCCGAGAGCCUCAAGGCGAGCUUCUCGGUGCUGCCGCAGCGGCCCGCCGCCACCACAGCUGCCCCAGGCACGGGGAACGAGGUGAUCCGAGGCACCGCCGCUGGGACGCCCCCUGGGAACCCAAGCGCGGGGAGAAGGGGAGACGGGAGGAAAUGGAGAUGCCCCCCUUCUUCUUCUCCUUCUUGCCUCCCUUGUGG
This is a messenger RNA of Prorocentrum cordatum, 688 nucleotides long. Lineage: Eukaryota; Dinophyceae; Prorocentrales; Prorocentraceae. The record is from the annotation of a GenBank genome assembly.